AACUCGAACUUUGUUCAGAAAAGGGUGUGAUUGUAGAAGAAUGGGAUGCGUGUGUGUCUUUCAUUCAAGGACGGCAAACCGACUGCUUCUUUAACGUAAAUGUGUGGCCGAAAAGUACUCGUGCCAAGUAUAGAGCUUCUUUCCCUUGUACGGUGCAACUGGAAACUGUUUUCCGGUUAAAAGAAAAAAAAACGAUAAAACUCACGUAUGUGUACCCCAGGCUCUUCAAAAUCACCUGUCGUUUCCUCCUCCGGCCAAAGUGUGGUGGUCAGAAGUAGUUGCUCACAAAUACCCAUGGCUAGCACCUCUUGUUCUGGUAUUGCGAGCUCCGGCCCUAGGAUCUCCAGUACCAGGUAUAGCACUAUUGGGUCUGCCCUUGGAGGAGCUGGUGGUUUCGGGGCAAGAAGCAGUCUUAGCGUAAGUGGCAAUGCAGUUAUCUCCAACGAGAAAGAAACCAUGCAAGAACUCAACGAUCGACUGGCAAACUACCUAGAAACUGUUAGGAGACUUGAGAAUGCCAACAAACAACUGGAAAUACAGAUUCGGGAGGAGAUGGAGAAAAGGGGUCCAAGUAUAAGGGACUACAGCAACUACGAAAAAAGCAUUAAAGAACUGCGUGAUCAGGUUUAUGAUACUGCUGUGGAUAAUGUUCGUUUGGCACUAGCGAUUGACAAUGACCGCAUUGCAGCUGAUGACUUCAAAGUCAAGUAUGAAACGGAGGUAACUAUUAGGCAGUGUGUUGAACUGGAUAUUGAUGGUCUUCGAAAGGUCAUUGACGAUAACACUGUGAUUCGACUGAUGCUCGAGGAUGAAAUAGAGUCUCUGAAGGAAGAACGGAUCUUACUCAAGAAGAGUCAUGAAGCUGAAGUUGCAGCUCUGCGAGACCGGGCAAAUGGCUGUGGUGUUCAGGUAGAUGUAGAUGCUCCCAAGGGAACUGGUAUGUCAGAAAUUAUGGCAACACUUCAAGCAGAGUAUGCAGCUUUGAUGAGCAAGAGCAAAGAAGAUAGAGAUCACUGGUAUGCAAUUAAGGCUGAAAGCUUCCAAGUGGAAACAUCAUACAACAAAGAAUCAUUGCAGACUGCCAAAACUGAACUGAGUGAUCUGCGUUGCAAAAUUCAGUCUCGGCAGCUUGAGCUGGAGUCUAACAUAAGCAUGAAAGCAUUACUUGAAGGUACGCUCAGGGACACAGAACUGCAUUAUAACAUGGAAAUGGAAAGGCUUGGGGCCCUCAUCAGCAGAAUCGAGGCAGAACUAUCUCAGUUUCGCAGUGAUAUGCAGAGACAGGCCCAGGACUAUGAGGCGCUACUAAAUGCCAAGAUGAAACUGGAAGAAGAAAUUGCUACAUACAGAUGCCUGCUGAAAGGAGAUUCAGAUGAAUCAUUAAUCUUGCAGGAUGCCCCAUCUGCUAUGAAAGUCAACAAUGUCCAGACAGUGCAAAAAAUUACAGUAAUUACAAAGAAGCUGAUUGAUGGCAAGGUUGUAGAAGACAAUAUUGUCACAGAUACAAAAUAAAAUGUAAUGGUUUAACAGUGAUGUGAUGAUGUUGGUCUAGUUAAGUCAGGAAAUGUUUGACACUGAGUAUUGUAUGGUUUGCCAUUUCUUUCUAGUGUUUCUUAUCUAUUGACUUUGUUGACAAAAAAGUAAAGAAAAAGAAGUAAUUGAAAAGCUGACUUCUUUUUUUCUUAUUGGAAAUAAGCCGCAAUAUUUUUCCUAAAAUGUUAACACAAUACCUUUUUGGACAGUAUUCACAAAAGUUUAGAAAAGACCACACACACAUUUAAUUAAAAUUGUUUAAGAUGUUGUCUUGUGUUCCACUUUCUUCCUGUUUUUUCCAAGUUUAAAAAACUACUCUGCUUUAUGGGUGAUACAAAGCUGUGAGUUGUGGUAUAGAUUGCUUACUACAGUCAUUACAUCUUUGGUGCAUCUUAAAAAAGUGGGGACUUAUAUUUGCCACUAGAUGGCAGAAUUGUGCAACAAAUGAUAGUCCAAGCUAGCUGCACAGUAGAAUGUGUGGUUCAG
This is a messenger RNA of Protopterus annectens (West African lungfish), 2019 nucleotides long. RefSeq names its product keratin, type I cytoskeletal 18-like. Gene Ontology annotation, molecular function: structural molecule activity. The transcript has 7 exons. The record is from RefSeq and is a predicted model, not a curated record. NCBI's taxonomy places the organism in Eukaryota, Metazoa, Chordata, Ceratodontiformes, Protopteridae. Bases 208 to 1512 code for a protein of 434 amino acids.